Messenger RNA from Microsporum canis CBS 113480, 360 nucleotides. RefSeq lists its product as uncharacterized. Bases 1 to 360 code for a protein of 119 amino acids. The record is from RefSeq and is a predicted model, not a curated record. The transcript has 2 exons. Lineage: Eukaryota; Fungi; Ascomycota; Eurotiomycetes; Onygenales; Arthrodermataceae.
AUGCCCCCAACAUCUACACCCACAUCCAACAGCGCAGGGAUGAUGCAUGGAUUCGGACCCUGGAAGAGAACCCCAGACUGGGUAUUUGAAUGCCCCCAAGAACAGGCACGCAUAUACAUAGUAGUCUACAACAAGGCUCAGAGAACCCAGCAUCCCCCUCCUUUGUGCAUUUGCAUCUGGCCUGGUGAUACAUAUACGAUGCUGCAUGUUUAUGUGCUGUCUACAUAUGUCACUUUCGUGGAGGCCGAGACGGCGUUCAACCAUGGAAACUCGCAACGGGCCGUGGAGGAGCUGCUAUAUAUCCCCCCUGACAGCAACAGGGGCAAACAAGGGUUCCGGUUAGAAUACCAGCGCAAUUAA